Messenger RNA from Aspergillus pseudonomiae, 3022 nucleotides. It is a transcript of the gene bioDA, whose product is annotated as adenosylmethionine-8-amino-7-oxononanoate aminotransferase. The coding region runs from base 310 to 2703 and encodes 797 amino acids. Gene Ontology annotation, cellular component: mitochondrion. The transcript is spliced from 5 exons. Gene Ontology annotation, molecular function: ATP binding; magnesium ion binding; S-adenosyl-L-methionine:8-amino-7-oxononanoate transaminase activity. Lineage: Eukaryota; Fungi; Ascomycota; Eurotiomycetes; Eurotiales; Aspergillaceae. The record is from RefSeq and is a predicted model, not a curated record. Gene Ontology annotation, biological process: biotin biosynthetic process.
GCCGUUGAGGGCCAACCGGUUGGGGGGUCCGCAGCGGGCUGCCUGAAUGCCUGGACAGAGUGGCUCCCAGGCUGCCUGAAUACCUCGGGCCAAUUCAACCAAGGUCGUUCUGGAUCUCUUCCGCUUUCUCGUAUCUCUGACUAUGAAGUAGGCGGCUGUACUCCAAGUACACAGUACUAUUUUUAUUUUUCUGACUGUUAUCAUCGUUAUUAUUAAUAUUACUGACUCCUUCGCCUCCUCCUUCCCUCUUCUCUUAUUCUCGAUCAUUCGAUGUGUGCUUACUAGUACCAUCGACCGGCUCUGACUGUGAUGUCUCCAGUGGGAGCUGCCCUCUGGCGUUCCCUUCGCGCCCAUCAGGUUUACGGCGCCAACACGGAUGUGGGCAAAACAAUUGUCUCGACCGUUCUCUGUAACGCGGUCCAGCGCCAAAAGUCCCAGGAUCAGGCGGCCUUUCUCAAACCCGUCUCGACGGGGCCAUUGGAUGACGCAGAUGACCGACAUAUCCAACGCCAUGCUGCGGGUACGUUGACUAAAUGUCUCUACCAAUUCGACGAGCCCGUCAGUCCGCAUAUCGCGGCUCAGCAGAAGAAAUUUACUGUCCCUCGCGAUGAUGAUAUCUUGGCUUCUGUCCACAAAACCCUCUCUGACUGGGCGGGCAGCGGUGUCAAUUUUGCCCUGGUAGAAACGGCCGGUGGUGUCCAUUCCCCCGGCCCCAAUGGCAAUUCCCAAGCAGACCUCUAUCGCCCACUGCGGUUACCUAUUGUCUUAGUCGCCGAUUCCCGGUUAGGUGGUAUCUCUUCGUCUAUCUCGGCCUACGAGUCACUUUUGCUUCGAGGCUACGAUAUCCACUCGGUUUUACUGUUUCGCGAUGAGUACUACAAGAACCACGAAUACUUACGGAACUAUUUCCAGAAAAAGUCUAUUCCGCUCGUUCCAUUGCCGUCGCCUCCUCCGAAGCCGUCAGUGCAAGAUGUAGAUUCCGUGGCGCGGGACGAGGAAGCCAUGACAACCUACUAUGGUCGUGUUGCACAGGAAACGGAUGUGGCGAGCUUAUUGGAACAGCUAUCUGCUAAGAACGCGGAACGGAUCGACCGGCUGGAAUCGAUGGCCAGUCGGGCACAUGACACCAUCUGGUAUCCAUUCACGCAGCAUCAUGGCAUGGAGGCCAAGGACAUCACACCGAUUGACUCUGCAUAUGAUGACUACUUUCAAACGUUCGUGGAUUCGGACAAGUCCCACCAUGAAAGCAAGCUGCGCGCAACAUUUGACGGGUCUGCAUCCUGGUGGACGCAAGGCUUGGGUCAUGGCAACCCCAGUUUAGCUUUGUCGGCUGCAUAUGCCGCGGGACGGUACGGACAUGUAAUGUUUCCAGGAAAUAUACAUGAGCCCGCUUUGUCGCUGGCAGAACUCUUGCUCGAGAGUAUUGGCAACCCGCGCCUCCGGAAGGUGUUCUACACCGAUAAUGGAAGCACCGGCAUGGAGGUCGCUGUGAAGAUGGGUCUCCGGGCGGCAUGCGACCGUUACGGAUGGGAUGCCAGCCAGGAGCAGAUCAGUAUCCUCGGUCUCAAGGGAAGCUACCAUGGCGACACGAUCGGCGUCAUGGACUGCGCAGAGCCUUCCACUUUCAACAAGAAAGUCGAAUGGUAUCGCGGCCGAGGAUACUGGUUCGAUUUCCCGCAAGUGAAAAUGUCCCAAGGAAUGUGGAAGGUCGAGAUUCCCGAGAACCUCCGGGAAUCACUGGGCUCGGGCUUCGAGUUCUCGUCCCUGGAUGACAUCUUUGAUAUGGAGGAACGGCUGCAAUCGGCCGCGGGAAAGCGCUACACGGAAUAUAUUCGCAAUACUAUUCAGGAUCUGGUUCAGCACGAAGGGAUGAAGUUUGGUUCUCUUAUCAUGGAGCCCAUUAUUCUAGGCGCUGGCGGCAUGCUGUUUUGUGACCCUCUCUUCCAACGGUGUCUCGUCGAGGUUGUCCGCGGCUAUCCUGAGCUGUUUGGCGCAAGCGGGGCUAAAUCUACCAAGGAUCACCCCGUGGCCACCUCCUGGUCUGGUCUCCCGGUUAUCUUCGACGAGGUGUUCACUGGCCUUUACCGUCUUGGCCGUAAAUCCUCGGCCUCAUUCCUCCAGGUCGACUCCGACAUCGCGGUGAACGCGAAACUUCUGACGGGUGGUCUUCUUCCUCUAUGUACUACGAUGGCCAGUGAUGAAAUCUUCCAGGCAUUUUCGAGUCCGGAAAAGAGCGACGCUUUACUCCAUGGACACAGCUACACGGCACAUGCUGUGGGCUGCCAGGUGGCAGUGGAUUCGCUGCAGACCAUGAUGCGGAUGGAAAACAGUGGGUCCUGGGAUGGGUACCGCCAGGACUGGACAACCUUGUCCGAUACCCCAGUGACCCUGGGCGCUCGGGACAGCUCUAAUAUCUGGAGUGUCUGGUCUCAUGGCCUCGUCAGUGAUCUAUCCCAUGCGCCAUCGGUGGAUGGCGUGUUCGCCAUUGGAACGGUGCUCAGCAUCUCACUUAAAGACGUGCAGGGAGGAGGCUACACCUCGACAGCCGCCAGAGGUUUACAGCAGCGGUUAUCGACGAGUGACGGAAAGUUUAAUGUGCACUCGCGUGUUCUCGGAAACGUUCUGUACCUCAUGUCCAGUGUGACUUCUCAACCGCAGGCGCUACGCUCCAUUGAGGGGGUGCUACGAGAGGCCCUCCUGUAGUAACAAGGCCUGUGUAAAUUACCGUACCUUGGAUACAUGGCCGCUAACAUCCCUGACCAAAAGUCAAAGGGGAGAUGAGGGAGGGGGAAAAAAAAGACCCUAAAUGAGAUUAACGAGUUAUAGCGUUUUCAGCGAACCCAAUGAACCCCCCGUACGGUUUACUUUCCGAGGGGAAAUUGAAUUUUUCUGAGCUUAUUUGUGUACGGUUAGCAUCGGGUACGGAGUACUAGGCAUGCCCCAGGUGAGGUCAUUCUACGACGGAAAAGUAUUGAACACACUCCGACGACGUACCUGGAAAGCAGGAGAAUGACUAGUGAAG